Spodoptera litura is the source of this 480-nucleotide messenger RNA. It is a transcript of the gene ksh, whose product is annotated as transmembrane protein 167A-like protein ksh. NCBI's taxonomy places the organism in Eukaryota, Metazoa, Arthropoda, Insecta, Lepidoptera, Noctuidae. The record is from RefSeq and is a predicted model, not a curated record.
UCUACUGUCAAUGUCAAAUUGUCGAACAAAACUUUUAGCUUGGCCAAAUAUUAUUCCUUUUUUGUGUUAAAUGUAACUAUUUUCACGUCCAUAAAAACCGAAACGCCUUUAUUUCGUUAAAAAUAUUUACUGUUUUGUUUUUACGAACUUUUAACUAAUUGGAAGGGCAUACUAAAAUGAGUGCAAUAUUUAAUUUCCAAAGUUUGUUGUCUGUUAUAUUACUCCUGAUAUGCACCUGUGCAUACUUAAGAUCUUUCUUCCCUAGUAUAAUGGACCGCAAUAAGACAGGAUUACUUGGAACAUUUUGGAAGUGUGCUAGGAUUGGUGAGAGGAAGUCGCCCUAUGUUGCAGUUUCUUGUAUUAUUAUGGCAUUCAGUAUAUUGUUCCUCACAUAAUUGUAUACCAAACCAAUAGCUGUAACAGUACAUGUAAAAGAUUAACUAAUAUUUUUUAAUUUGUAAAUAAAUUUAUACAAAUAAU